This is a messenger RNA of Alligator sinensis (Chinese alligator), 1798 nucleotides long. RefSeq names its product chemokine-like receptor 1. Gene Ontology annotation, molecular function: complement receptor activity; N-formyl peptide receptor activity. Gene Ontology annotation, biological process: positive regulation of cytosolic calcium ion concentration; phospholipase C-activating G protein-coupled receptor signaling pathway; complement receptor mediated signaling pathway. The transcript has 2 exons. The record is from RefSeq and is a predicted model, not a curated record. Gene Ontology annotation, cellular component: plasma membrane. Bases 127 to 1155 code for a protein of 342 amino acids. NCBI's taxonomy places the organism in Eukaryota, Metazoa, Chordata, Crocodylia, Alligatoridae.
CCCAAGUGUCCUGGCACCCAACCCCUCCCCCUUCACCUGGGCCUGCACCUGGAUGCAGAUCUCAGAUGUCCCAUACUCAAGUUACUUGCUGAGGUGAGGACAGAGCCAGGGACAGCUCCCACCGGCAUGGAGACCUCAAGCCCUACAAGCUCCCCAGACACUGGCAGCCACGACAGGCUUACGAGGGGCAUUCACAUCUUCAGCAUGAUCAUCUACAGCAUUGCCUUCUUGCUGGGUGUGACGGGAAAUGGGCUGGUGAUUUGGGUCACAGGCUUCCACAUGAAGCGAACAGUCAACACUGUGUGGUUCCUCAACUUGGCCAUCGCAGAUUUUAUCUUCACCUUCUUCCUCCCCUUGAGCAUCACCAGCAUAGCUAUGCACUUCCACUGGCCAUUUGGGAGAGCCCUCUGCAAACUCAAUGGGGGAUUGGCUUCCCUCAACCUUUAUGCCAGUGUCUUCUUCCUCACAGUCAUCAGCCUGGACCGUUGUGUCUGCGUGGUGUUUCCUGUGUGGACACAGAACCAUCGUCAGCCCCGCCUAGCCUCACUGGUGGCCUUGGGCAUCUGGAUCCUGUCCUUGAUCCUUUGCAUGCCCUACUGGUACUUCCGGGAGAUAGAUCAUGAUGACUCCAAGAAUGUCACCUACUGCUAUAAGGAGUUUGACACAACUGGUGAGGCGGCCACGGAGGAGGAGUGGAAGCGGGUGAUCACCUCCAACAGCCGAGCUACUGUCAUCAUCCGCUUCAUCUUUAGCUUCAUCAUCCCCUUCUACAUCAUUGUCAUCUGCUACGGGGUCAUCGUGGCCAAGCUCCUCACCAGCCAACUGGCACUCUCCAGCAAGCCCUUCAAGAUUAUUGCUGUGGUGAUCGUGGUCUUCUUCCUCUGCUGGUUCCCCUUACAUGUCUUCUCCUUCCUUGAGAUGGAUGACCUGCCUAAGUUUAGGACAGCCGUCCACAUCGGCAUGCCAUUGGUUUCCAGCCUGGCCUUCGUCAACAGCUGCCUCAACCCCAUCCUCUAUGUUUUCAUGGCUCAUGACUUCAAAGAGAAGCUACGACACUCACUGUUCUUGGCCUUUGAGAAGGCCUUCACUGAGGAUGCCCCCAUAGUGGCUGUCCAGACUCAGUCCACCAUGAAGUCAGACUCCCAGACCUUAUAGACUCCUCCUCCAGGCCUCUCCCAUUCCCACUAUCUCUGGGGUAGGAAGAGAAGUUGUCAACCAAUAGACCUUCUCCUGCUGCUUCAUCUCUGUGUUCUCCUGCAGCUUAAUCUCCAUGGAGAUAGUAACAGUGGCCUGGUAGGAAUUGUCCUAGGUCUCAUCCUUGCUUUUCCAGGAAGAAACUUUGGUGUUGAACCUUUUCAGUUGACCAAUGGGCUCCAUCUGAAUGCUGAUGGAAUUUCUUACUACUAUUGGAUGUUUCUUCCAGCCCCAGCCCUUUCAAGCUACUUCCAGCCUCUACAUAUGCCCCUUUGAUGUUAUUCCAAUGUUUUGUUCAUUAGCUUGAUGAGACCCCAUGUUCUGUAUUAGGUGAAGUGAUUACCAUAUUUCCUGACAUAUAACCUGCAACUGUCCCUCAAAAUUAGCUACUCGUGGUGCAUUUGCUUGCAUAUUUCAUGGGCUUUACUGGCCAAUGGUUUCUCAUGUAAUGACCCAUCCUGGGAUCAGCUGCAUCAGAGGUGUAUUCUACCAGGCAGAGGAACUUUGUGGAGAAGCCUCUUUGGAGGCCUUGUUUCCUUUUUCCUUGAGAUGGGUUUGGGAUCCAUUAAGUCUUGUUAACUGUUGAUGGAAUAAAAGCAGUCAA